AAUCACUUUGCAGUAUUUGGGUGCCGGGGCCUCGCCCACGUUGGCUUUGCGACUAAAAUGGCGUCGCUGUCUUUUGCGUGGAGAAGCCAACGUCACUGAAGAGGAGUCACGUGUCUUUGGUGGGGGAAAAUAACAGCUAAAAAAAAAGACAAAAGCUUGUGUUCGCCGUCAGCAGCAGCAGCAGCUUGUUUUGCUUGUUCUUUCUCUCUCUUCGCUCAGGCAAGAGGCUCCAAAGUGUUCACGACCUUUUUCGUCAAGUUUAACGUUAACUGUCGCCCGCAAGCCGCAAGAUGCCGUCCGACAGAGCCUUCAAGCAAAGGAGGACUUUCGCUGAACGCUGCAAAGAAGUCCAGCAGAUCCGAGAACAACAUCCCAACAAGAUCCCUGUGAUCAUGGAGCGUUACAAGGGUGAGAAACAACUUCCUGUUCUGGACAAGACCAAGUUCCUGGUCCCUGACCAUGUCAACAUGAGCGAGCUGGUCAAGAUCAUCAGGAGGAGACCGGAGUACCCGGAGAAAAGCCACGCAGGCACGGGGAGAACAUUUAAACUCCACACAGGCGAGGCUGGAUUUGAAUCCGGCUGGGUCCUCAGAAGUUUGAGGCAGAUGUGCUAACCAGUCGUCCACCGUGCCGCGUAAUAGACAUGUUGGUGAUGAAGAAGUGAUGGGUAAGUACGGCAUCCGGGAAAGGAACUUGGAGGGACAGAUGGUGGUCGACUUUGCAACAAGGAUGCAAAUGACUGCAGUGAACACUUUCAUCCAGGAGAGGCAGGAACAUAGGGUGACCUACAAGAGCAGAGGUCGAAGCACACGGGUGGAUUACAACUUGUGCAGACGAUGUCAUCUGAAGGAGGUUAGCGACUGUAAGGUGGUGGUAGGGGAGAGUGUGGCGAGACAGCGAAGAAGAUGACUGUGGUGGUGGGGAGGGAGAUUAGGAAGACAAAGGCAGAGCAGAGAAGCACGUGGCGGAAGCUGAGACAGGACGAGUGUUGUGCGGCUUUUCGGGAAGAGGUGAGACGGGCUCUCGGUGGACGGGAGGAGCUUCCAGAAGACUGGAUCACUCCAGCCAAGGUGAUCAGAGAGGCUGGCAGGAGAGUACUUGGUGUAUCUUCUGGCAGGAAAGGUGAGAAGGAGACUUGGUGGUGGAACCUCACAGUACAGGAAACCAUACAAGGAAAAAGGUUAGCUCAGAAGAAGUGGGACACGGAGAGCACCGAGGAGAGGCGGAAGGAAUACAUUGAGAUGCGACACAGGGCAAAGGCCAAACAAGAGGCAUAUGAGGACAUGUAUGGCGGGUUGGACACUAAAGAAGGAGAAAAGGAUCUAUGCAGGCUGGCCAGACAGAGGGAUAGAGAUGGAAAUAUGUUGACUGGUGCCAGCAGUGUGCUAGCUAGAUGGAAAGAAUACUUUGAGGAGUUGAUGAAUGAGCAAAAUAAAGAAUCGAAGAGGCGAGUGUGGUGGACCAGGAAGUGGCAAUGAUUAGUAAGGGGGAAGUUCGAAAGGCAUUAAAGAAGAUGAAAAAUGGAAAGGCAGUGGGUCCUGAUGACAUUCCUGUGGAGGUAUGGAAGCAUCUCGGAGAGUUUUUGACCAGCUUGUUCAAUAGAAUUGGAGCGCGUGAGAAGAUGCCUGAGGAAUGGAGGGAAAGUGUGCUGGUGCCCAUUUUUAAGAACAAAGGUGAUGUGCAGAGCUGCGGGAACUAUGGAGGAAUAAAGUGGAUGAGCCACAAUGAAGUUAUGGGAAAGAGUCGUGGAGGCUCGACUCAGGACAGAAGUGAGUAUUUGCGAGCAACGGUAUGGUUCCGUGCCUAGAAAGAGGACCACAGAUGCAUUUUUUGCCUUGAGGAUGUUGAUGGAAAAGUACAGAGAAGGUCAGAACAAGGAGAGGACGUUGGCCUAAGGCUCGCUUGAGGUACGUUCACAUACUUUGACUACGAUACGGCGCACAAGCAGGCAACAAAACGUUAUGUAGCCUAGCAAGCUAGUGGUACCCCGAACGGUUGGACGUAAACAUGCCGCCGUUCUGUCUAAUCGUGCUCUAAAGUUUCAGUGUGGGUGAAGUCAUUUAAUGCAAAAUAAAGUCAUUUAAGUACA
Molecule: messenger RNA, 2089 nt
Organism: Phyllopteryx taeniolatus (common seadragon)
Lineage: Eukaryota; Metazoa; Chordata; Actinopteri; Syngnathiformes; Syngnathidae
Gene: map1lc3a
Product: microtubule-associated protein 1 light chain 3 alpha
Exons: 4
Coding region: 291-614 (107 amino acids)
Biological process (GO): cellular response to nitrogen starvation; autophagosome assembly; macroautophagy
Cellular component (GO): autophagosome; cytosol; autophagosome membrane
Molecular function (GO): ubiquitin protein ligase binding
Source: RefSeq, a predicted model, not a curated record